AAUUUUUUAGGGACAAAAAAACUCGUGGUUGACUCGAGGUUGACUCGUGACUCGAGGUUGACUUGGGCACGCGGUUGGCUCGUGCAACGCUACAACUCGCUAGGAGAUGAUGCCACACUAAUGUGAGAGAACAAAACCAUUUGGAAUAGUAAUCGCCGUGACGCUAAAAUUUGCUAAGUCAUCUUGACCAAACAAAGCAGACUACCUGAAAUUAAAUUGAUUUAUUACAUAGCUACUUAUUUGAAUAACAAUGGUUCCUAUUACACCCUGGGGUCUCAUUCUACAAAGAAUUUGACACAAACUAAAUGGACCAAAUUUAUUUUGAAGUUUUAAUUAAAUGUAGAUGUGACACAAUGUUAGUUCUCCUGCAAAAAUAUGGAAUUUUUGGUUAUUGCUAUCACUCAGGACUUGUGUACAUGGAGAUUAUAGCCUCCUAUGUAUAUAUUGUUCAGUUCCAGAAAAUAUCCAAAGGAAGGGGAGGGAACUUGUAUCACCUCUCCCCUCCCUUUGGAAGGACCUCCUGUCCGGGAGACUCAGGAGAGUUGGCUUGUAUCACUUAGUAAUAAAUACACCUUAUUGAAUGCUUUUACAUUUAUCAGAAGCACUUCACCUUGUCGAGGUGAUAUGCUUCUGCAUUUUAUACACACUGAUAUUUUGCAAGUUGCGUAGUAUUUUUCUGAGCCCAGAAUUGGGGAGGAAAGAUAUAAGUAAUAUGUAUUCAAAUUAUGUAUGCAGAAUGUCAGCUUGUAUAAUAUGUUAAACCAUGCAAUAAGCCAGUAAUUAUUCUGCAAUUAUGUCAUUUUCUAGUAUUUUGGCUUUUAGUUUUCGCAAAACAUUCUGCAUCAUCUGAAAAUUGUACUGAUCACGUAUGUGCAAUGGCGAAAAGUGCAAUACAGGCUCAUAUUUUGUGCGUUCUCUUGGUCUAAUAUGGUAAAAUGGCAUAACAGUGAAACAAAUAUUGGUGAUUUCCAGGACCCUGGUUAGACUUGUGUCUAUUGAUGAUCCCAAGGUGGAGGGGGGAGAACUCCCAGAAGAGAAGGUCGGGGAUGCUUGUCGUUUUGCUUAGGGGUAUAAAUCAAGAACUGAAGUCUCAUUUAGGGUGUUUAGGAUGAAAUGCUGCUAUUUUUUAGGUAUCGUUUAGGGCUCAAACAAUGCUCAAGCCACACCCAGAUCACUCUUCUUUAGGGGUUGAAUUCAAUUUUCUGACAAGCAUCCCCAACUUUUUUAUAUUGGAACCCCCCCAGCUAUUAAUAUCUUAAUGUUGAGUGCCAAAAUGCAGACCAUUUAAUUAUAACCUCAUACUUUAACAGUUUCUUACUGAACCCAAAACUAAUUUCCUUUUACUGCAUCAUUAUAAUUUUAAUUUCAGUUGCUAUAGUUCACUCCAACAUAUCUAGAUAAAAAUGGUUGCAAUAUUAAUGGUCCUCACUAGCCAUGGAGACAUGGGGAAUACUGGAAAAAAGACUGGAUGGUAUUUACCAGAAAUGGCUCAUCCAUACCAUGUGUUCAAGAAGGCAGGCUACAGUAUGACACUUGUCAGUCCAAAGGGAGGAAAAGCUCCAUUGGACCCUUCCAGUCUCGAAGCAUUUAAGGAGGACCCAGUCUGCAAAGAAUUCCUUGCUGACAAUGAGGCAAUGAAGUCUGUUGAUAAUACCAUUGCUCUCAACACCGUUGAUCCUGCCAAGUUUGAUGUUGUGUUUUGUGUUGGAGGACAUGGGCCCAUGUUUGAUCUACCACAAAAUGAAACCUUGGAAAAAGCAGUGAGAACGAUUUAUGAAAAGGGAGGGAUUGCCUCAGCAGUUUGCCAUGGACCAGCUGGUAUUGUAAACACCAAGUUAUCAAAUGGUGAGUACCUAGUGAAAGGCAAGAAAGUGACAUGCUUUACUGACAAAGAAGAGGAUGCGAUGGGAUUGGUUGAGGCAAUGCCCUUCCUCCUCGAGACCAAGCUCAAGCAACAUGGAGCAGUGUUUGAAAACGCAGACCUGUGGCAGCCAUGUGUCUGUGCUGACAAAAGAGUGGCGACUGGACAAAAUCCAGCCUCGGCCACACCCUUGGCAGAAAAAAUAGUGGAACUGUUGAAGUAGUCCUGUUAACAGUUUUGAAAAGAUACAUUUGAUAUUUCUAGCUUUGUCAUGAUGUCACAGAUUGUUCUGCUAAUAAAUGAUUAAUGACUAUA
Molecule: messenger RNA, 2176 nt
Organism: Orbicella faveolata
Lineage: Eukaryota; Metazoa; Cnidaria; Anthozoa; Scleractinia; Merulinidae
Cellular component (GO): cytoplasm
Molecular function (GO): glyoxalase III activity
Source: RefSeq, a predicted model, not a curated record